Messenger RNA from Aspergillus calidoustus, 3202 nucleotides. The record is from the annotation of a GenBank genome assembly. Lineage: Eukaryota; Fungi; Ascomycota; Eurotiomycetes; Eurotiales; Aspergillaceae.
CCCUGAUUGGCUAAUGGAAGAUCUCCCGGCCGUGCGCGCCGCUGCAUCCCCAAAAACAACAAUGCAGUUUCCCUCUUCACAUUUUCAACACUCAAUCCUCUCCCCACCAUUUUCCCCGUCCGAUCCCGUCGAGGUAGAGCUAGACUUACUUCAGUUUCAGACUCGACGAUGAUCUGUUUGUUUCAGAUCCGCCAAGCCCGCACAUCCACAAUGAAGACAUUUGACCUCCACCCGCAGCCCGGCGCGUAACUGGGUCCGGGUUGUCGGCGCGUACUGAGACCAUAUUAGUCGCCCACCAGUGUAUUAUUAGAACAGUUCGAGGUCGGUGCAGAUUGACGUACUUAGGAGCCGCCUGCCGUGGCAAUUGGUGUGUUCCCUGCCGGAUCCUGGCUGUCUCAUAUCAACCCGGCGCUUAUAUACGUCCCCCCAGGGAACACGCACCGUGGAGGCAUCCGUGAUCUUUCCUCGACAUGGCGGACCCUCGUGCUUGCCGCCGACUCAUUGCAAACUCAGGCGUUAGCCAUAUUUGGGUAAAUUUAGGACCUUUGCUACCCAGAAUAGACGAAACACACCCGUUGCCGAUUAUAGAUCCUCCCUGGCGCUUGCGCGAACCAUUCCUCAGGCAAUCGAGUCUGAAGAUAUCAAGAAGAUGCAAAUUAUAGUAACAUUUUGACGCGCAGCUACUAGCUGAAACACUUCCCGGUGCUUGAAGAUCUCCUGCUGCGAGAAUCGCACCAGCAGGAACUGGCGGCCCAGGUGCUAACCCUACCCAUUCUGUACCUGAAGACACCACGCAGACCAGGGUGUUGGCGGCGUCUGAUGGAGCUUUCUCCAUGUUUCAGAUUAUUUCGUCCCUGGCUCUCUCUGUUUACUGCUUCUUAUUUUUGGCUCGCGGACGAAGCAUUUAACCAACAGCCGUUUCCCACUCUCCUGCUGGGCAAAAGUUUCGUCGACAUUCUCACCCUGGCCAUGAAUUGGCUUUGAUAUCCCAUUUCUUAUUUCAUACUUCUCUAAUCCUUACUAUUCAUCCAUACUGCAGGAAGCUGGAUCUUCCGCGGCAACUACCACCAACCGCCUAAUACCUUCACGAUAACCCUAUUCCGCCUCAUCCGCCCCGCAAAAUCAUGUCCGUGGGCUAUCCCUUUUACCGACCUACCACCCCUCCUGUCGUUCAUUACCAGGAGCUGGUUGGGCAAUGCCAUAACCGCAACGCAUCGGACUCCUCUAUAUACUCCAACGACUCGUCCCCCUGGUCUGCCGUGACAUCAACCACGAGCCCAACGGUGGAUUCCCCACCACGCUACCAGCAUGGCCCUGCUCUCCUACCUAGAAUCAGGUCACAGGAUGUCGUCAUUGAGCCUCCGCCUACAACGGGACCGCAUCGCCACCGCCGGUUCCUUUCCAAUACUCGAAACCCACCUGGGUUUGUCCCAUAUCCGCCGCGGCGUCCCUCUAUCCAGCGCAAUGUGGUCGAGGUAUCGGACCGGCUGGCUGCUGUCUCGUCUGUUCAGAAUUCGCCAGUCUAUGCUGCAUACAGUGAAUCCACGCUGUCGUCCCCCGUGAGCAUUACACCGUCCCACAAGCGCAGAGACUCUGGCAAACAUUCUCGCUCCGGCUCUGCGUCUAGCAUUGAUGAAGAGACGUUGAAACGAUACGGCUUUCCCACCUAUCGCCAGUUUCCUAAAUAUACAGCUCAGCCUAAGCCCUCUCCUACUGCACCAAUUACCCCAGCGACGCCCAGCAUCACUCUUUACCCUCCAUAUUCACGAGCCUCACCAGCUGAGCCUUCAGCCCAGAUUCACCAGAAAGCUCCUUUGCAAGCACCCCUAGCGCUUCCAGCCUCCCCCUAUGGCUACGCCAGUGUCCCGAGUGCUCAGUGUUCUCCUGUUGGUCUUGCCCAUCCGACUGCCGGCGUUUGUGCACCGUCAACAACCCUUCUUUCGUACCUGACAGGUCCGACGCAAGCCAUUAACCUAGUCCGCAACGUGAGCGUAAUUCCUACUCGUGGCCUACAUGACUACUUUUGGUGGGACAUUAGGAAUCUACGCAGCUGGACCAGCUUCUCUCUGGCCACUUUCAACUCAAUCAACGGUCUUACAAAGUUGCUAAAGACUGCGAUCCCUGCCGAACUCACUCCACCGGCUGUCGUGCAGAGUAACCGUCUAUCGCCAGACUCUGAAGCCGCGCUUAUCAGUCUCGUUCAAGACAUCUAUGCUCCCCGAGUGAAUGCGGCUCUCAAAGUAUCUCAAGGGCCCGAUCAUAUCUCCCUAUACACUGCCCCUCCGGCGCUUCGCGCCUCGAAUAACAAGCAUCACGGUGGACCGCACUUCCUCGCCAAUUACACAUCGGACACCGAGCAGACAAGCUCCGGGUCCCCCCGUGGCCGACUUGUUGGAAUUGUCAAGAGCUUUGACCGUUGGAACACGGGAAUGCGCAACGAGGCACCUCACCGUCGUGUAGAGUAUCUCAACGGCUUAGCUCAUUUGCAGCGGUGCAUGCGCGAACACUCGUGCCGCUACGGUUUCAUCAUCACCGAGAUUGAGCUCGUCUGCGUCCGGGCAGGAUGCGACCAAGGCGACGAUGUGCCCUACUUUGGAUUCCUAGAGGUGUCGGCACCGAUCCCAACCAAUAUUGCAGCAAAUCCGGCCGGUCUCGGACACGAACUUGACAGCAGUUUGACUGCCUAUGCCUCACCUAGCUCUCCGACACCUUCCAUCGACAGCUCCUUGGGGAGCCAGUCCCCUCCGGAGGAAGGCUACUCCAUCUCUACACCCGAAGCACUCAACGUACCCAUGACCGCUAGCCUAGCUCUUUACUUUCUUCUCAUGCUCUCAAAAUCCGUACCAUUACCGUCUCAGCCCUCUUCGCAUCUCAACGUCGGCGGACCUGGGGCGCUUACUCGACAACGGGUCCUCCCAGACGGCAAGGACAAGUGGAUUCCCGAACCGCAAAUUGGCGAGAAGCGUGAUGCAAAGCGCGUAAGAGGUUGGAUCUGGCCGCAUGACGCCUGGCAUCGACGGGAGGGAGGCGGCGUGCCGCGCUCAAGGACAGCGGCACAGGCGAAGCAGAAGAAGUGGCAUAAAUAGAGUACAGCGACCUGGUUGAUAUCUAGGUCCCGACCUUGGAAGCUUUUUUUUUUUCUGUACCUUUUUACUUCUAGCAUAGCAACUAAUGUAAUGCCUUAUGAUAGAUUGUUGUCAAG